GGUGCAAUUUUAUCAUCUUUACUUUUUAGUAUUUAUACUAACGAUUUGCCCUCAUCAGUCCACCAUAGUAAACUUGAAUCGUACGUGGACGACUCCAAGAUAUUACUAUCUUUCACUGUGGCUAACGUGGACUGUUUAAAGCAACAACUUGAGGAAGACUUGUAUUUGAUUGCAAACAGUUGUUCCGAAAAUGAAUUGCUUAUUAACCCGGGAAAGACCAAAUACAUGCUGAUUGGCACACGGCAAAACCUACAACAACUUCCCGUAGAUAUGACCAUCAACUUCCUCAACGAGACUAUUACCCCCGUCUCCUUUGCCAAAGAUCUAGGAAUGACAAUCGACUCUUAUUUGACAUAUGACCAGCACAUCACCAACCUGGUUUCCUCAUGUAUGAAUUCCCUGUGCCAAAUAAACCGAGUCAAAAAAUGUUUCGAUAAAGAAGCUUUAACUCUCAUCGUCUCGGCACUUGUAAUGAACAAAAUGUUCUAUUGUUCAACGGUUUGGUCAAACACUUCGUCUACCAACAUUAAGAAACUACAGUUG
Messenger RNA from Paramuricea clavata, 543 nucleotides. Lineage: Eukaryota; Metazoa; Cnidaria; Anthozoa; Malacalcyonacea; Plexauridae. The record is from the annotation of a GenBank genome assembly.